AUGGCCGCCGCUCGCUCUGCCUUCCGUCUUACCACCCGCUUCGCUCCCCGCGUCGCCAUCCGCAGCCAGGCUGCCCGUCCCUUCUCCGUCUCUGCUCGCGCCUUCAAGAGCGACGUUGUCAGCGAGAAGGAGGUUCCUGUCUCUGUCUACGCUCCCGAUGCUAAGGGCACUGGUCAAUCCGACCACUUCUCCAUUCCCGUCCGCGAGCACGACUCUCGCCCUCCCACCGAGUCCCCUGUUCCCGGCCCUGAGAAUGACGAUGUCGUCCCCCUCACCCGUAAGACCUUCGACUCCAUGCCUCCCAUGAUGCAGAAGCUCUCUGUCAUGGGCAAGACCAUUGUGGUCACUGGUGGUGCCCGUGGUCUGGGUAACUACAUGGCUCGUGCCUGCGCUGAGGCUGGUGCCAAGGCCCUGGUCAUCUUCGAUGCCAACCAGGAGUUGGGUGACGAGGCUGCUGCCGAGCUGCACCAGAAGACUGGCUUGCCCGUCACCUUCUUUAAGGUGGAUGUCCGUGACGGCGCUGCCAUUAACGCUGCAGUCGACUCCGUGGUUGAGCUCUACGGCGCUCCUGAUGUUCUUGUCAACUCUGCCGGUAUCGCUGACUCCAACAUCAAGGCCGAGACUUACGACCCCGCCAUGUUCCGCCGUCUUAUCGACAUCAACCUGACUGGUUCUUUCCUCAUGUCCCAGGCUGUUGGUCGCGCCAUGAUGAAGGCUGGCAAGCCUGGCUCCAUCAUCCUGGUCGCCUCCAUGUCUGGCAGCAUUGUCAACUACCCCCAGGAGCAGUCCUGCUACAACGCCUCCAAGGCUGGUGUCAUUCAGUUUGGCAAGUCCCUUGCUGCUGAGUGGGCCAAGUACAACAUUCGCGUCAACUGCAUUUCCCCCGGCUACAUGGACACUGCCCUCAACCGAGUCCCUGCCCUUGACGCCCAGAAGAAGAUCUGGAAGUCCCUGACUCCCCAGGACCGCCUUGGUGCUGUCGACGACCUUAACGGUCUCUGCGUCUUCCUGGCUUCUGAUGCCUCCAGCUUCAUGACUGGCUCCAACGUCAUCAUCGAUGGUGGUUACACUUGCUACUAA
This is a messenger RNA of Colletotrichum abscissum, 1080 nucleotides long. RefSeq names its product short-chain dehydrogenase. Gene Ontology annotation, molecular function: oxidoreductase activity, acting on the CH-OH group of donors, NAD or NADP as acceptor. NCBI's taxonomy places the organism in Eukaryota, Fungi, Ascomycota, Sordariomycetes, Glomerellales, Glomerellaceae. The record is from RefSeq and is a predicted model, not a curated record. The transcript is spliced from 3 exons. The coding region runs from base 1 to 1080 and encodes 359 amino acids.